GUCACGGAGUCACAACCCGAUGCUUCUGGUCGAAUAAUGUGUGAUGCACUGCGAAAAGAAGGGAUAAAAGCAACACUGAUUUUGGACAGCGCUGUGGGCUAUCUUAUGGAACGCAUUGAUAUGGUUGUUGUGGGCGCCGAAGGCGUUAUGGAGACUGGUGGGAUUAUUAAUAAGAUUGGGACUCUCAACGUUGCCAUAUGUGCCAAAACAAUGAACAAAGCUGUUUUUGUGAUGGCUGAGAGCAUCAAAUUUGUCAAAGAGUACCCACUGAAUCAAGCGGACAUUCCUGAGGAGUUCAAGUACCGAACUUCGGUGUUAGAAAAGGGAGAUCUCUCUGUAGAACAUCCUAUGGUUGACUAUACACCUCCACAGGUUUGUUGCCUUUUCCGUACUUGGAAGUCUUUUCACUACAAGCUUUUGAGAUGUUUCCACUUUGCGAAAUAA
Strongylus vulgaris is the source of this 444-nucleotide messenger RNA. The record is from the annotation of a GenBank genome assembly. Lineage: Eukaryota; Metazoa; Nematoda; Chromadorea; Rhabditida; Strongylidae.